CGUGAAAGCGGGUGCAGCUGAUGCAGCAAAAGUGAAGAAUUUUCUGAAGGCGGAAAUCUUCCUUGACACAGCGCGAGCUUGGAAGCGUUUCAAAGAGAUAGAGAACCACCAGGAGGGAGCUCGCCUAGAUUUGGAAAACGGGCUCCUCACGGAUGUGGUUGAGCGCAGUAUUGCCCAAGUGAUAUACGGGAAAGACUUUUUUGAGUCUAGUCCUUGUCGUAAAAAGACUGGCGCGACAGCAGAAGCCAAGUCGACUCCGAAGAAGCGGAAGGAUAAGAGCGCGCAUAUUAUGUUUCAGCGUGAUAUCUUUUAUCUAGCUACAGAUGCGAACGUGCAGGGCCUUCAAGGAAAAGCGGCAUCCAAUCACAUGUUUUGUGCCUCGGCUUACAUCCGUCGGCCGAAGGCGUUUCAGUGGGUCGACGACUCUACUCAGCUGAAAGAAGCACAGCCAGCGCCAUCUUCUUCCUGGGUCUACUCUCCGACAAGACUGCGCGAGCAAUAUUUUUCGGACAUGUGGACAGCAGGAAGUGGCUCGACAUUUUCAAGCAAGAACUUGGUCAAUCUGCGGGCUUUUGAGGUUGAAAAUAAUAUCCUCUGUGCAAGGAGUGUCACCUGCGCAGAAUUGCAUGCAAUCUGGUACGCUUUGCGGUUCCUUAAAUAUGGCGCUGUUGAAAGCAGCUCCACAACCGCUUUUACGCUGGCAGGGGAUCUAGACUCAAUCAAAAAUAACUUGGGCCACCUCUCCAGCAGCGCUUCACAAGGUGGCCCUGCAGCAGAGCCUGACACGCCCACGCCAGUGAUCAAGAUUCCAGUGCUGACAGACUCGAACGACGCAAUUACCUUGCUGGAGAAAUACUUCAUGCACGGCGUCCGCCUAGAAAAAGAAUUCAACGCUUUUAGCCCUGAGAAGGAAAAGCAGGGCGAUGGCGUUGGAGGCAAAGACGAUAGCGCCGAUGCAGCAGCCGCUACUCCCGGCGCAGCUGGUGCGCCCGGUGCAGCUGCACCUGAGGCAGGCGAUAGCGCUACCGGAGACGAUCAGCCAGCUCAGUCCUCGUCC
Messenger RNA from Amoebophrya sp. A25, 1057 nucleotides. NCBI's taxonomy places the organism in Eukaryota, Dinophyceae, Syndiniales, Amoebophryaceae. The record is from the annotation of a GenBank genome assembly.